Molecule: messenger RNA, 3258 nt
Organism: Schistosoma mattheei
Lineage: Eukaryota; Metazoa; Platyhelminthes; Trematoda; Strigeidida; Schistosomatidae
Source: the annotation of a GenBank genome assembly
AUGAGUAAUGAUGCGACACUCAAAAAUAAUGUUACUUUAACUUCUAUAAUGACUACAACCACACCAACUACUACUACAAUCACUAGUUCUACUUCUAAACUCCAUACGGAUAAUAUUCGUCCUAUUCAACUACAACGUAUGAUAUCUCGUUGUUCAUGUGAAGUAUUUUAUAUACAUUAUGAACCUGCUGAUCCAGCGAAUUUACCACUUCCACAUCUUAUCCCACCAUUAUCACUAGAUGAAACAGAAGUUGUUCGUAAUCCAGAAGGAGCUGACACAGUCACUUUAUUGCAUCAUACGCUAAAUGUUUCCACAAAUUCUCUCCAAUAUCAUAUGAUUGUAGAAAUUGUGAACGAUCUUCUGUUGUAUGUUGAACCACAAAGAAAGGCUAAAUUGGAACGUAAUCGUUUGACAUUCGGUUUAAUGUCUGAAUCACAAGUUCGUUUAGCUAUAUUACGUGAUCAAGAAACUUUACGUCGUUUGAUCUCUGAACAACGUCAGCUGGAACGUUAUUUAUGGUCAUACGUUAGACAAACUAUGCAAGAACUAGGCUUAAAUGCCAAUAAUACAUUAAUUGAUCAUUCAUAUCCUACAGCUUUUUAUCACUCUCCUACUACUGACAUUAGUAACAAUGUUACAUCGCGAACAUCAAAUUUAACUUUGAAAUUAGUCGAUUGCAUACAAAGUGCUCGUCAAUUGGAAACUCAAAUUAAUCAAUUAAAAUCUCGUAUUAUUGAUUUAAAUGGUAUACUAUCACAGCGUUUAGGACAUUAUCAACAAUUACAAAUACAAAUUCAACGUCGACAUAUACGUAAAGCAAUGUCAUUUCGACGUUAUCAUCCAAUAAAUAAAUCAUCAGCAUGUUCAUCAUUAUUAUCAUUUAAUAAUGAGACUUUAUCAUCAAUUACAAAUUGUAAUAAUGUUAGUUUAGUACAAAAAACAUCUAAUGAUGAUUUUAAUCGAAUUAUUCAAACCAACAAUAUUGAAUCGGAAACUUAUAUACAAAAUAGAAUAAAUUUACAUCGUGCAUCUUCUAUAGACUAUUUAACUCAUGCUAUUACGAACACUAUGAAUAAUAACAAUACUGAAACUGUCAUAUCAGAAAGUGGUAAUAAGUCAUUGUUAUCAUCGUCAUUUAUGGAUGGUGGUGAUAGUAAACCAGCGGAAGUUGUUCGACGAAGUGAGGUGUGUUUUGAGCAUGCAAGAUGGCGUAUGACUGAAAAUGAUGGACAAAUAGGUUUAGCUGAUGUGGAACUACGUGGUUUUAUUUACACAAAAACACAUCGUCAAGAUGAUUCUGGUUCACAUCGUUUAGAAUUAGGUUGGAUACGUGUUUGUAGUUUGGCACCGAAUUCAUUUUAUCGAGAAGUUUUAGCUCCUGAUGUAUCUGGUGGUCGUUAUGCUGGUGGUCCAAUUCUACGUAUUGCUUGUUCUGAUUUAGCUCCAGUUGGUGGAAUAUCUGUGAAAGAAGCGAUGGAAAUCAGUGUUGCACCAAUUUUAUUACAGAUGAGUAAGCAAUUCUAUAGGAUUAUGAUGCCUUUCUUUUUUCCUGAAAAAACUGAAGAUACUACUACUAAUAAUACUGUCACCGCUACCCCUGUUCAUACUGUAACUGUAGCAAACCCAAUAGGAGACGGCAUUAAUUCAUCUGCAUUUACUAGUCAUCCGUUUUUUAUUCCACAAGACAAUGUUGGGAGUAGUAGUGGUAUCGGUAGUGUUCCAUUUCAUUAUCUGGAUUCCAAUCUCUCUACAAAUCCAAAUAAUCUACGUUACUCAUCAGAAAAUAUCGGUUUACCAAGUAAAUCAUGGCUACGACGUUAUCUAUCCCGAUAUUUACCUCAUCGUUUAAAGAAUGAGAGCGAAUCAGUACCAUCAGUUUCAUCAUCAUUACCACAACCAUUAAAUGUUAUCCAUAAAUCUCAUCAAUCAGAUAUUUUAGAAAACAUAUCGUCAGAUUUAUCUAUGCCGAUUGUUGUUUCAACUGCGGCUACAACAGUAACACUUACUUCGUCGUUGUUGUCGCCAGCAUCAGUGUACAUUCCAUCAAAUAAUUUAACGAUCGAAGCUGCCAUAUCUGGAAGAAAUUAUUGUAGUGUCAAUGAUGAUUGGAAUGCAUUGAGUAAUAAUGCAACGGGAUCAGGGACAGAAACAACAGUAGCAUCGUCACUAUCGCUUACGUCUUCUUUUGCUACAACGUCUAAAUUAUUACAAAUGAUGAAUAUGCGCACGAAGUUACCCAUAACUGAUUAUUUAAGGAGCCAAAACGAAUUGGAAUUUCCCAAUCUUUUCCACACGAAUGAAUCUGACGUUAAAUCAUCAUUAUCACAUAAUCAUAAAUCUAAUGAAUGUUUUUCAAUACCAUUGACACAUUAUUCAAAUUAUAACGAUACUACUACUGAUAAUUUUAUCAUGUUAAUGCAACAACCAUCGAUAUGUUUACAACAAUUAUUACCUGUAAACAAUACAUGCACAUAUUGUAAAUCGAUUCAUUCAACCUCUAGUAAUCAUCUUCAUUCUUUGAAUAUGUCAUGGUAUAAUCCAAUGAAUUAUGGAUCUCUACCAACGGAUCAAAUAACAUCAGUUAAUCAAAUCGCUAUGCAUCAUUCAAAGCAUAAUAUUAACAACACAAAUAUACCAUUGAAUCCAGUCGAUGUGAUGCAGGAAAGAGCUCGUCAAAACAAAGUAUUUCUAUACAUUAAAAUUCCUGGUUUCCCAAUACGAUUAAGUUAUAAGGGUGAAAAACAAAAAAAUAUCACUGAUGUAACACGUUUUGAAUUGUUUAUUCCAACACUGGAAUAUCAUAAUUGUGUUUGGACGUGGUUAGAUUUUGUGAUGGAAGUAAAAACGCGUAUACGUAAACAACUUGUUCGUGAAGUGAUAAAGAAAAAACUUACACCUCGACGACGUUUACCACUUUUACGUAUCUCUGGUACCAGUAACAGCAAUACUGAUAAUAAUAGUAAUAUUUCUGCUAGUAGUACUACUGAUUCUAAACCACACGAGUUAACAACGUCAAAUAUUCUGUUAUCAUCUGUUAACCGGCUGAGUUCACUGACUCCUCCCGCUGUUACUAGCGGUCGUGCUGAUUCAAUGAUACAUUCACCUGAUGUCGAUGAUGAUGACCUAGUCGAUCCAACAACUGUUGCUGCACAAGAAGAAAAAGCUCAACGUGAUUUGGAAAUGAUAUUAGGUCGUCAUGCUCAAAUACAACCUAACAAGACGGGCAAACGAAAACGUUUCAAAUCGAAAGCAUUCUAA